GCCGACUCAUCCUCCCCUCCAAACCUCCUCCAGCUGUUUGCGUCGUUCUCACAGCGUUCCCUCACUGAGUCUAACAACCUCCGCAAAGAACAAGACCUUCACCCGAUCAAAGAGCUUACCUGACAUGCUGUUCAAACCCAGCUGUGAGGAGUUCACCCCUGAUAUCACUGUUGAUGAAAACGAUGAAACCUACAGGUUCCAGUGCUCCUGCCCAGGCCUGUACCAGUGCAGUGUGACAGGCCUGCUGUUCCACAUGGAGGGAGAAGGGGACGUGGUUUACAGGAUCGUCCCCUGGAACAGGAGGCUACUGGCCCGACACCACAAGCAGCCUGCAGGACCCCUGUUUGACAUCAAAUGUCUGCAGCAGUCUGUGUGUCGGCUUCAUCUCCCACACUGUGAGAUCCGCUCCACAGGUGGAGGUGAGUUCUUGUCAGUCGCUCAUGUGAACGACGAGGGCAUCGAGUUUAUCGGCCCUCAGAAGAUCACAGAAACUCACGUUGUUAUAAACAUCACAGGGUUUUCUGGUUUCGGUAAUGUCAAGGAUGAAGACUCGCCGGCUGACCCGGUCCGAGCGCUGGUUCUGCUGUUCUACAGGCCCCCGGCUGAUCCCGACGCUGAAUCCCUCCUCAACGUGUUGCUGCUACCGAGGAACGUGGUGCUCCGGGAUGUGCUGCGCACCAGGAAGAAAUUAGUUGGAGAUGAGAGCUACAUAGAGACGUCCCCACACUGUAAACUGCAGCCAAAGCAGGAAUACACACUGUCCACUUGUCCUGCAGAGGACUCAGUUCUAGUUCAACCAACAGAAGCAGAGUUUGACUGCGACAACUACGACAACUACUUCCCAUCAUUCCAGGUGAUUUUAGAAACAAUGAGGAAACACGUGAAGCUGUUUCUGAGAGACACCAACAGCUCCCACAGUGUCUGGGAAAGACGAGUUUGCCUCACUGGAGUAAAAAGGUCCUGUGGGCCGAGCGCUCUGAAUCUCUCUUCAGAUAAGAGGCUGUUGGACAUACGGAGCAGCUUCAUCGAGGGGAUAUCAGGACCGGUUCUCACAAGUCUGCUGGACAAACUGUUUGAGAAAACGGUGAUAGCUGAAGCUGAGAGGGAGUCAGCGGACGAGAUGCAGAACAGAAGAGACAAAGCUCGUUUUGUUAUCGACUCAGUGAGGAAGAAAGGUGAAGCU
Molecule: messenger RNA, 1183 nt
Organism: Micropterus dolomieu (smallmouth bass)
Lineage: Eukaryota; Metazoa; Chordata; Actinopteri; Centrarchiformes; Centrarchidae
Product: NACHT, LRR and PYD domains-containing protein 1b allele 3-like
Exons: 1
Biological process (GO): regulation of apoptotic process
Source: RefSeq, a predicted model, not a curated record